Prunus armeniaca (apricot) is the source of this 1050-nucleotide messenger RNA. The record is from the annotation of a GenBank genome assembly. NCBI's taxonomy places the organism in Eukaryota, Viridiplantae, Streptophyta, Magnoliopsida, Rosales, Rosaceae.
AUGAAAUUAGGUUAUCAACAAAAUGAUUUUGAUUCAUCCUUUGAGCGAAGUUUGAGUGGAAGUUUCAGAAAGUUCACAUCUGGUUUACUGCAAAAUGAUCUGGACUUAUCUCCAGGCCAUAGCUCAAAUGGUAGUUUUAGGAGGUCUAACUCUGUUAUGUCCACGCAUAGUAUAUCUGGCACUUCAGCUUCAAGCAAGUAUGCUCCUUCCAGAAGAGUGUCCAAGGGGCUAAAGGACUAUGCAAGGAAGCUUGUUGACCUUGAAUUGUUCACGCAUUGUCUUGAGGAUUGGGUUCUGGAAAAUUCAUGUGAAGAUUCAGACAAUUGUUUCAGUGCUCCCUUCAUGAUCGAUGAAUUGCGGAAGCUUGAUGUAGCAUUGGAGGGUGCUUUGUUUCAGCAACUCCUCCGGAUGCCAUGCUCCCCUUAUGUUUCCAAUGAUCCAAAUGAAGAUGAGUAUCUUGCAUUAGAAGACUUCCUUCAUGCCAUAGUGAGUGGUUUAUGGCAUGCAUUUUGGCAUAAAAGAGGUCAGCUCCCUCUGUUUGUAUCUUGUCCACGUUCUCUUGGAUCCAAGUUUUAUACUGUAGAAAAGGCGAUAUCAAGGGGAAGGCUUAAAGAGCUAUGUGGUUUAGCUUUGAUAUCAAAAAUGGGGAGUGAUCAACAAGUUCACUGGGAUCAGAUUAUGGAGUUUGCACUAUUUAAACCAGAUAUAUUGUCAGGGAAUGAGUUGAAGCUAUCGACUCCCGUUAUUUGUGAAGCCCUCUUUUAUGGUUUCCAUAUACUUGUUUCUAGGUCUUUGAGCAAGACUAGAACUGCAAAGAACAGUUCUGUUUUUCUUGUGGUUCUAGAUUCUAAAUAUGGAGGGGUUGUGAAACUUGGUGGUGAUCUUAGCAAAUUUGAUUUAAACUCAACUAAUCCAUACAAGUCCAUGGUUGAAUGGAUCAAAAAUCAUGCCGAAAUUGGUGUUUCUCCAGUGGACCGAAUAUGGAACAAAUUUGGAAAUGCAAAUUGGGGGGACCUAGGAACUCUACAGGAUGGAAUUCUGCCUCAGUGA